Messenger RNA from Conger conger (European conger), 1899 nucleotides. Its product is annotated as haptoglobin-related protein-like. Lineage: Eukaryota; Metazoa; Chordata; Actinopteri; Anguilliformes; Congridae. Gene Ontology annotation, biological process: proteolysis. Bases 397 to 1323 code for a protein of 308 amino acids. The record is from RefSeq and is a predicted model, not a curated record. Gene Ontology annotation, molecular function: serine-type endopeptidase activity. The transcript is spliced from 5 exons.
UAGUCGGUAGACGUGCAGGGAGGUCUGGUAGCAGGAGAGCAGUCAGCGGGGCAGAUGAACAAGCGGACGGCAGGCAGAGGCGUAGUCGUGGGCGAAGCGGGAGUCGAAACCAUGAAACAAUCAGCGGGGCAAAAGUACAAAAACGUGACACUGAACAGAAUACAGCUGGAUGGCAUCCAAACACCCUCCGCUGCCAAGAACACUGCAAUUCCUGCUAUUCCGAAAUAUCCCCACAGCCUUCUGUUGGGUAUCGGGAAGUGGUGAAAUCGCCCAGAACACGGUGUAGUGCAGGCAGGCCUCUAUAAAAGCCUGAAUCUGCCUCAGCAGGACUGUGUAUUUCUCCAGCGCUGAAACCAAAAAACCAGACUAUCACCUCCGGCAUCUUCCUCCGCCAUUAUGCAGUUUCCAGCAGCAGCGCUGCUCCUUGUGCUCUGUGUCGGCCUCGCGCAUGCAUCAGCACGCAGGGGGGGCGAGGGCCGGUCCAAGCGGGCGGUUGGGGGCCGCGUGGCCCUGAAUGUCCCCUGGCAGGCUCUGGUGCACUUCGGGGACAGUGUGCUGGACGGAGGGAUCGGAGGCGGGGCGCUGGUGUCUGACCGCUGGGUCCUGACCAGCGGGAGGAACGUGUUUCAGAAGAAGCCUCGCCAGCCAGCCCCAAAGCGGCUCCCCGACUUCCCCAAGGUCUACCUGGGAGUCAAGAACCGCAACCCUGUGGACCCGGCCAGCGAGGUGGAAGUGGAGAAGGUGGUCCUGCACCCAGGCUUCCAGAACAUCUCCACCUGGGAGAACAACCUGGCCCUGAUCAAACUGAAGAAGCCCGUGGUGUUCAGCAGCAAGAUCCUGCCCAUCCCGCUGCCCAGGUGCGGGCAGAACCUGGAGGAGACGGUGGGCACGCUGGGCGUGUUGGCAGGCUGGGGCUGGAGCCACAUCCUCCAAUUCGCCGACCACCUGAAGUUCCUGACCGUGCCCGUGGUGAGCCAGGAGCUGUGCCAGCGCGAGUACAAACACGGGGGCGAGGUGGACGGCGAUGAGCCCCUGGUCGACGACCGCACGUUCUGCACCGGUGCCACCGCGUUCUCCGAGAACGUGUGCGUCGGGGACGAGGGCGGAGCCCUGGCGGUGCUGGACCCCAAGGACGGCAGGGUGUACGCAGCCGGCCUGCUCUCCUACGACAAGAACUGCGCGACGGAGAAGUACGGCGUCUACGCCAAACUGUCGGCCUACAUGCCCUGGAUCGACAGCGUGAUGAGGGGAGACUCUGAGCUGUACGACGCCCAGCGGGCCUUGGAGGUCCGCAAAAUGCUGGCAAAUCUGAAGGAAGACUGACGCCAUAACUAGCCGUUGAAAAGCGCGAGAUAACUGGGGUUCGAGAACGUGAAUUUCGAAGGCGUACAUUUUCAAUGCACUGAACACAAAAAUAUUACAUGAAAGAUAUGCCAACAAUAUAUAAAAAAAUAUGUGUGCGAUGUUUGAAAUUCUGGAUUUUUCAUGCUCUAAUAAAAUGUGAAAUCAACAGUCCUGUAUUAAAUUGUAUUUAUAUUUGAUAUCAUAUUUGAUUUUGUCGGAAUCAAAAAUGAUUAGUUACUAGUCUUGAUUUAGCUGGCAAAAAUAUAAAUUUUGUCCUUUCCUUUCUCAUAACUCAUCUCAACAGUGUUUUCAGUUGUAAUCUUUAUCCUGAAUGGCAUAUCUUUUAAUCAUAGCUUUCAUGCUGUAAAAGUCUACAACAACUUAAAAACUAUUUCAGAUGUGUAUUAAAAUGGGUACAUAUGUUUUCUGAAACCGUGUCUGAAGUUCUGGAAAAAGUCUCUAAAACAUGUCUGUCAAAACCAAAUUAUGACUUCAAAUUUUUGUGUCAGACAUUCACACACAUGCAUCAUAUGAAUAAACCAUACUGAGAACCAA